Molecule: messenger RNA, 3684 nt
Organism: Drosophila santomea
Lineage: Eukaryota; Metazoa; Arthropoda; Insecta; Diptera; Drosophilidae
Gene: tsh
Product: protein teashirt
Exons: 3
Coding region: 183-3047 (954 amino acids)
Biological process (GO): regulation of transcription by RNA polymerase II
Cellular component (GO): nucleus
Molecular function (GO): DNA binding; DNA-binding transcription factor activity, RNA polymerase II-specific
Source: RefSeq, a predicted model, not a curated record
UCCAAAAAAUAUAAAAUAAUUAAAGUUAUACGCUCCAGCAACAACAAGUUCUAUACGAUAACGUACCAAGUGCAAAACAAUAGAUUAUAUGGUUAUUGUGUCAAAUUAAAGUUGUUCCGAAAUCCAACUGACAUCCUUAUUGUUUUUUCCAACAAACCGUCAAAAUUCAGCAAAAUUUAAAAAUGUUGCACGAGGCUCUGAUGCUCGAGAUCUACAGACAGGCACUAAAUGCCGGCGCUCUGCCCACAGCUCGUCCGCGUUCCACUGAGUCGGCGAAUUCCAGCGAGCGGUGUCCAUCGCAUGACUCAAACUCUUCAGAGAAUGGUGGUGGUGCUGCCAGCGGCGGAGUAGGUCAUAGGUUAGACGCAGCCACUCUAUCCACCGGAGUGAUGCCCGGAGAAGGGCCCACCACACUACACUCAUCAUUUCCGGCAGUUCCGCAGUCCCUGCCCGCCCAGCCGCCCUCAAUGGAGGCGUACUUGCACAUGGUUGCAGCAGCCGCCCAGCAGUAUGGAUUUCCUUUGGCCGCUGCUGCAGCUGCUGGGGCGGGUCCACGGCUGCCACUCCCACUGGCUAAUGAGGCGGCGGCUCCAUUUAAACUUCCUCCACAGGCUUCGCCCACUACAUCGAGUAAUAAUUCGGAAGCUCUGGACUUUCGCACUAAUCUGUAUGGAAGGGCGGAAUCGGCUGAACCACCUGCUUCCGAGGGCGAGGAGGAGGACUUUGAUGACGGUGCCAACAAUCCACUUGAUCUCUCCGUAGGAACCCGGAAACGUGGUCACGAAUCGGAGCCUCAACUUGGUCACAUUCAGGUUAAGAAAAUGUUCAAGUCAGACAGCCCACCCGCAAAUUCCGUGGCUUCGCCUUCAGCCAGUCAACUGUUGCCAGGAGUUAAUCCUUAUCUCGCCGCUGUGGCAGCCGCCAAUAUUUUCCGAGCGGGACAAUUCCCCGACUGGAAUAGCAAAAACGAUUUGGUAAUGGAUCCGCUAGAAAAGAUGUCUGAUAUUGUAAAGGGUGGAGCGAGUGGAAUGGGCACCAAGGAAAAAAUGCACUCCUCCAAGGCCACAACCCCACAGGCAGCAUCUCAGCCACCAAAAAGUCCGGUUCAACCAACAUCCAAACAGAAUUCCGAAUCCGGAGGAGCGUCCGGAGUCGGUGGUGCUGGUAGUGGCGCAGUGACCAAAGCGAGGCAUAACAUUUGGCAAUCACACUGGCAAAAUAAGGGUGUGGCCAGUUCGGUGUUUAGGUGUGUGUGGUGCAAGCAGAGUUUCCCCACUCUGGAGGCCCUGACCACUCACAUGAAGGACAGUAAGCAUUGUGGAGUGAAUGUACCACCUUUUGGUAAUCUGCCAAGUAACAAUCCCCAGCCGCAACAACACCAUCCAACUCCACCGCCACCGCCGCAGAAUCAUAACCUCCGAAAGCACAGUUCAGGAAGCGCCUCCAAUCACUCACCAUCGGCAAAUGUGAAGAAUGCAUUCCAAUAUCGAGGCGAUCCACCCACGCCACUACCACGAAAAUUGGUUAGAGGCCAGAACGUUUGGCUUGGCAAGGGUGUAGAGCAGGCCAUGCAGAUCCUUAAGUGCAUGCGUUGCGGAGAGAGUUUCCGAUCUCUAGGCGAAAUGACAAAACACAUGCAGGAGACCCAGCACUACACGAAUAUCCUAUCGCAGGAGCAGAGUAUAUCUAUCAAAUCAGGGAAUGCCAAUGCCAUCUCAGAUGCCAAGGAAAGCCACAACAGUCUGAGUUCCGAAGAAAGUCGCACUCUCAGUGCAGUCCUCACGUGUAAAGUUUGCGAUAAGGCCUUUAAUUCUUUAGGUGAUCUGAGCAACCACAUGGCCAAGAACAAUCACUAUGCUGAACCGCUCUUACAGUCUGCAGGAGCGCGAAAGCGACCAACUCCUAAAAAGCGCGAGAAAUCUCUGCCUGUACGGAAACUUUUGGAAAUGAAGGGCGGAUCAGGAACGACGCAGGAAGAUCAUUCAAACGAAAAAUCCUCGGUGCAAGGAAAACCCGGCUUGGGACCUGGGGGAGGCGAUAAAAACGAUGCCGCUCUUUUUGCCGAACGCAUGCGGCAGUAUAUUACAGGGGUAAAAGCCCCAGAAGAAAUUGCCAAAGUUGCUACUGCCCAACUUUUAACGAAAAACAAGUCCCCAGAGUUAGUGGAGCAAAAGAACGGCGGUAGCGCAAAGGCUCCAGGGGCUUCUUCUGUUUUGAGUGCCAUUGAGCAGAUGUUUACAACCAGCUUUGACACCCCACCCAGACACGCCAGCCUGCCAGCUAGUAGUCCAUCCAACUCAUCCACCAAAAAUACCUCGCCUGUGGCCUCCAGCAUACUGAAACGAUUGGGGAUCGAUGAAACUGUUGAUUACAACAAGCCAUUGAUCGAUACCAAUGAUCCCUACUAUCAGCACUAUAGAUAUACAAGCAGCGAAAGGAGUGGCAGUGAGUGCAGUGCAGAAGCCAGGCCGAGAUUGGGUGCACCGACUCCCGAAAAACAGCAGCAAGGGGGAGGGCAUGAGGAGGAGUCGUCAAAGCCAGCAAUAAAGCAAGAAAGGGAGGCGGAAUCGGAACCUAUUAAUAUGGAGAUCAAGUCUGAGUUUGCUGAUGAACAAAAUGAAGCCGAGGAGUCAUCCAAAAUAGAGACAGCUGUGGUUAAUAGGAGUGCCACCAACAAUAACAAUAAUAAUGUGGAAAGGUGCUCCCCGAAGACACCGCCUUCGGCCGAAAGUCCUCAGAUUAGGUUGCUACCUCCUCAAAGCCCUGCCGAAAGUCAGAGAUCAGGAACUCCUAAAUCACCCGCUUCUAGCCACAAAUCCUACGAUGGGAGUUCGGAAAGCACAAAGAAGUAUCCAAGUGAUUCGCUCAACGCAUUGUCAUCUAUGUUCGAUUCCUUGGGUAGCAGUGGCGCCGGGGCUAACUGCAGAGCUAAGUCAGCAGCCGCAGCUACUGCCGGAGGAUCAGAAUCCCCAGAGAACCUCAGCUCCGGGGGAAACUCCUUGGCGGCCUUGCGACAAUUCUGCGUAAAGAAGGAGAAAACCGUCUAAGUCCGUGAGCUGAUACGAAAAGCGAAACCGAAUCAUUUGCCUUGUUUUCGUUGUUUCGAGCAAAACGCAUUUUCAACAUUUUUUGGUUUGUCAGCGCCUUGCCUUCGCCCCGAACCCAAAUACCCUCCCCCAGCGCUAGUCGGGGUUUUGAGUUCAGGCCUUGGGUUUGGCCUGGUGAACCGAGAUUCAAGUCAAAAAGCCACGGAUGGAGCCACUGGUUGAAUCCGUCUGUAAAAUUAUGGCGGACAUGAUCUGUUUUAACUGGACAAAGAAAUCGAUAUGUUCAGAAGAAUCUGCCGUGGAAACUGACGAUUGUGUUAACAACUGUACAGAAUGUUAAAAUACUCGCUGCAGUUGGGGUGAUAUUUUGGCCCAACACGAUUCCUGCCGCGUUCAGUUGGUCCGGCCCUUCAGCAAGCCGUUAGGCCUACUUUUUCAAGGAUAGAAAACAGAAAGCGCCAUUUAAAUUCCUUGAAAGACUGGUUCUUUCUGCUGAUCGGAGGUGGAAUGGAAACUGGAUGAACUUUACAUCCGAAAACACGAGUCCUUGUUGGGGCUGUCACAUGCCAAGGCGAAAAGAUAUAAAAUUGGAUAAGAAAACAUUGUGAUCAAAUACAAGAUAAAAGUUUUUAUGCAA